AUAAUCGUCUUGUUAAAACUUCAAUGAUAUCAGACAAUUCAGCAACGAAGAUAUUGAAAAUAACACCACCUUUGCCGACAACCGCAACGACAUCCAACCAGUUGGCACCAGUUACACAAUCAACGCCUGUUGUUUUGAACGAUUGUUUGUUGGAAAGCAAAAAUAUUGUUGUCUCCAAGAAAGAUAACAAGUAUAUACUUUUCACCACAGCAGCAUUACCUCAUCAAUCAAAUCCGUUACUAUCCAAUCAAUCGCAAACAAUACAAACAAUUCAUCCGGUGCAAACAGCUACAGUCAUCGACACAGUUCGCAUUGAAGAACUUUUGAAGAAGGAUAAAAUUAUUAAAAAAACGGAACUACAGAAUGAUGGAACCACUACAACUACCUACAUCUUUGAUGAGUGCGAUAUAUUACCGUUGAAAAGCACACCACGUGAUGCGGUAAAUCAUUCAGUUACAACUACAUCAUCAGUUGACACCUUGAGCAUAACACCUCAAACAACUAUCAUUAAACCCACUACAAUUUCGAUUGUAAAAGUAGGUGGAGGUGAAGUGGUAACAACUGCUGGGACUGCCGUAAUUCCAGUAGGAACCACGAUGCUCCCAACAACUUCCAGUGUAGUUGGUGCCACCGGAUGUAGUAACACGAUUAUUAAUACAAGUACAAUUCAGAAUAAUCAGAGUCAAAUUGCUGUUCCGAAAAAAAUUGUAAAAGCUACCCAUCCCCGGAUAAAAUAUUCAAAGCAUAAAAAUCCGUCUGUGCAAGGCAUGACUACAUUGCCCAUACUGACAAUUCCAUCAGUGACUACUAACAGCCAGUCGAUUAGUGCUCCCAAUACUGAUCUACAAUCAGGCGGCACUACUACAAAGAUUGAAUUACUAAACUUCUCACUAUCCAGAAAAUUUCCGGGUCAAGGAACAAAAACAAUCGAUGUAAGUAACAUACAGCAAAUUCCAAUUUCAGCUAUUUCGAAAGUCGCCCCUUCACGCUACACAGUGAACGAAUAUGAGACAUCUACCUCCAAUACUUCACAGAGUAAUGAUUUUGCAGCAAGUAUGAUGGACGAUUUAGAUUAUUCUGUAAUUGAUGAUAUUGAGCUACCAGAUGAUGUACAAGUAAACUUUACUGAUUCAUACACAGACAAAGAAUCUCACACAAAUAUUGAUGAAGAAGGCACUGAUACACAAGAUCUUGCAAAACUGCAAGGUGCGAAGAAACUCGUGAAAUCAGAAACUAAGCUUUUGAAUACCGUCAUGGAUGAUAAAUAUGCCCUCUUGGCCAAUACAAGUAUAAUGAAAAACUUUGAAUAUACUGUAAAUGAAUCUGUAAUAAGCGAUACUGAUGAUAGUGAGAUGCGCCAGUAUGUUUGCAGACAUUGUGGAAAACGAUAUCGCUGGAAAUCAACUCUUCGAAGACAUGAAAAUGUUGAAUGUGGUGGCAAAGAAGCGAUGCACCAGUGUCCAUAUUGCACUUACAGGGCAAAACAGCGUGGGAAUCUAGGUGUUCACAUCCGUAAGCACCAUGCCGAUAUGCCGCAACUUGAAAGUCGCAGAAAAUCAAAAAAUCGGGACUCUUUGACCUUUAUGGAAUCAAUUAAACCAGAAGCAAUGGAAGAAGGCAGUCCAGGACAAAUGUGAAAUUAGAAGACUACUGUAUGAAUAAUUCAAGUCAGAGCUUUUCAUAAGAUUUUUUUUUUAUUUUGUAGUUGUUUGUAUUACAAUGUCGUACAUUCAAAGAAACACAAGAAGAAGAAUAUUUGGUCAAUUAAAUUAUAAACAACUUUUUUAAAAGGUGUAGGAAAGGCCAAUUUAAAUAACUGUGUUUGGUUAGAUUAUAUAAAUGUCAUCUUUAAAAAUACACAAAAUGUGUGUUACAUAUAAUGCAGUUGUGUGUAUUUUAUAUAACAGCAACUGAAGGGUUGUCCGUAAACCGCAUUGUUCUAGUUUUAGAACUUUCAGAUCCUUUUCAGACUUUUUAAAUGGUUUUGUAAGAAUUGCGGUCUUUAAUUAGCUUUCUUAUUUCCGAGUGAUUUAUGGAUGACCCUAAAGUUUGUAUUCACCGUUAGGAAUUUCCGUAUGAUACUUCGUAUAUAUAUAUAUAUAUAUAUACAUUUAUUUUUAAUUAUGCCACAGAUACAUUUCAUAGCUUAUAACUAAAGAAAACUUAUUUUUGAUACAUAAGUAUAAUUUUAAGGUCAGAUUAUCGAUGUUCAAAUUGAUAUGUUUCUAACAUUGAAUGUAUUUUAAAAAAAUAUCACACCAAAAGGUCAUUUUAAAAUUUCUGAGACAUCGUCAUCUUUAGUUUUUAUAACAUUUUUCUUCAUGUUCUGUAAUAAAAUGGAGUAUAUGGUUGUAAUACAUACACAACAUAACAUGAUCAGCUUUAACAAGCUUCUUGAUUUAUUUUUUCUCUUUUUUUUUGGUCUCUAGUUGUCACAUUUAAUUCUGGAAACAAGAUAGUAGGUUCGAAAAUAUUGUUUGAGAUUAUCGUAUAUGAGAAAAUAUGACCUUUUUAUCUUCCUAGAAUCUUAAACGCAAUAAAACGCCAAAAGGCAAAAUGGUCCAACCUUUCUUUAUUCACGUAACCUUAAACCUUUCAUACAUAGCGUAUUCGGGGCAAUAUGGGCCACCUUUGAUUUGAACUGACCCCGUAUGAUGCGUAUGAUUGUUCCAUAGGGACCAUUUAGCCUCGCAUAUUGUAAAACUACACACAAAAUAAUGUUUUUCAAAAAUGUUUCAAAAAAAUUCUAACAACAUUUUUUUACAAAAUACAACCGGGGUGUGAAAGGAGACACUUCAAACAAAAAACGAACCUUAUAAGACGAUCAGUUGGUAAUGCUUUUCGAGACCUUUGCCUUAGGUUGCCCAUACUACCCCUAUUGCCUAGACAACAACACAAUGAUUAGUCACUUUUGAACCCAAAGACUUAUAGUCAUGGAUUUUCACAAAAAAAUGGGCUCGUAUUUUGCUGCAACGAUGUAUGUCCCAGAAUAGAGUAUAUAAAAAAAAUACGUAUUACGUACUAUGUAAAGGUUGAAAAAAAAAAAACAAAUUGUCCUUUUCCAAUCAUACGUAGAUUGUAUGUAAUAUGUUGCAUAAGAAACGCAGCGAUUAAAGUGAAGAUGAAUAGAAGCCAAUAUCCAAACUCGAAGAGCACAAAUCUGGACAACCCAGAUAAUCGUUCAAGAUGAAAACUUAAUUGUUUGGUCAGCGUGAAUGGCUAUCUAUAAAUUUUCAAGAGCACAAAUCGUUCUCCAGAUUUGUGAUUGAGAUGUGGCUUAGGUACAUCUCCUUAAAUAUUAUUGAUGUUCACAAGCAAGAAAGGUAAAAUGGUAAGAUCAAUACGUGGCCCUCAUGUUUGUCAUCUUAUAAAAUUAUUCAUAUAAAUUGCGCUCCAAAAUAGCUUUAACCUUUUGCUCCCCGAAUCAUCUUGUCGCUUCAAACCAUAUUUACUAAUUAUCAUCCAUAUACUCCUAGAGAUGCCCUUUAAAGGCUGAUGGUACCGUGCCAGAACCAUAUACGAACCGUAUCCAUAUACUGAACAUGUAUCGUUUUUAUAUUCAAAAUAGUAAAAUGAAAGAUCGGAACAUGAUUAAUUGUAACAUUUCAAAACUAAAAGACAUAGUUAUUUUUUUUAAUAUACGUAAAGCUAGUUUGCUGUCCAUAAUAAGGAACAAUAUUUGAACAUUGAUGUGUAUGGCGUCCAUAAUUAGGAUGCACAUGCAUGGGACAGACUAACACAUGAUUUUUUAAACAAUUAUUGUUGAUUGAUUGACGUCUUAUUUGUAUACGUUCAUUUAGAUAUUAGUUAAAUGCAACGGCAAAACAAACCAUUACCACAAUUUAAUUUAUUCAAAUUGGAUUUUCUUAACCGUUCAGAAUAUGGUGCUUGUACAGUAUACCAGGAACAAAUUGAGUUCAUAUAUGUUUUCUUAUUAUUUGCUAUUCUGGAAUUCUCUGUGCAAUAGUGUUCAUGAUUCGGUUUUCUCUAUCAGAAGAAUCAAUGGAACUACAAUGCGCUGAAUCAUGACAUGGAAAAGCGAGUAAAAAUUUGAUUGUGAUGCAUCUUCUGACUAAGAGAAGAACCACAUGGGUAUUUCCCAUGAUUCAUUUUGGCUUGAGGGGGUUUCUCAGCCGAAUUGUUUGAAACUUCGCUUCAGUAUGACGCAUGUUUGGGCUUAUGCUACGAAUGGCGUAAGUGGCGUCACGCCACUCGUAGAAUAAAUCUAAUUAUGGCCAAAUAUGAGCUUUGUAGCUUUCAAAAAACCCCACUGUCGAAGUGAAUCAAAAGUGCCAAUAAUAGGAUCUGGAUCCCUAUAUAUACUUUGCAAUCUCAAAGUUUGUCUAAUCUAAUCUUUUUCUAAGUAUUCAAUGCUGACCCAAAACAGGAACAGUAGAGUGUCAAUCAAAUGUAUGAUGAAAAAAUCCAAACCAAAUUUUGCAAACUGUUAGUGUGCAAAAGCUUUAUUGGCCUAAUAAAGUGCAAUUAAAGUGUUUAAAAUUGUCAGUUUGAGCAUACAUUAGUAUCGCGGGAUCGUCGAAAAAAUAAGACUUACACACUAUCGAUUUAUAAAUUUCAACAUGUCCAUUUUAAUUGACACUCUAAAGUACAUUAAUUCUACUUAUUUAUGACUCUAAUGUAAAGUAACAGAAGGUUCGAAUAUAAUUAUAAACAAAUCUGUUUACAAAACGCCAUUGAUUCAUUAGCUGUAUGUAUUCACGUAUUCGUAUUCGCCCUACAAAUUAAUGUUUUGAUCUUUCUCAAGAUUGAGGUAC
Messenger RNA from Aedes aegypti (yellow fever mosquito), 4775 nucleotides. Its product is annotated as longitudinals lacking protein, isoforms F/I/K/T-like. Bases 24 to 1637 code for a protein of 537 amino acids. Gene Ontology annotation, molecular function: DNA-binding transcription factor activity, RNA polymerase II-specific; RNA polymerase II cis-regulatory region sequence-specific DNA binding. Gene Ontology annotation, cellular component: nucleus. Lineage: Eukaryota; Metazoa; Arthropoda; Insecta; Diptera; Culicidae. The transcript is spliced from 2 exons. The record is from RefSeq and is a predicted model, not a curated record. Gene Ontology annotation, biological process: regulation of DNA-templated transcription.